Molecule: messenger RNA, 2274 nt
Organism: Paramuricea clavata
Lineage: Eukaryota; Metazoa; Cnidaria; Anthozoa; Malacalcyonacea; Plexauridae
Source: the annotation of a GenBank genome assembly
AUGUUCUGGAGCCUCGCUGGUGGACAGCUGGUCGGCAAGAGAGGUGUUUUGACAAAACCCGAAGGAGAUGAGUCAGAAACGACUUUGAAAAUGCAGACCAUGCUUUCUGUGGCUUUUGGAGCGGUGAGUAUAAGCGUCUUGACUUUUGUGCAUAGCAUAUAACAAUAGUGCUAUCCAGUCAUGAUUCACUGAUCGGAAUGCUCCAUUGUCUUUUCAUUGAUUUGAAAAAUUUGGCGUCAGGGGCGCAUGAAGCAUCAAGAGAUUCGGGGGCCACCGGCUUCCAAGGGCACUUUUGGGUAAUGAAGGGGUGAAGAGAAAAAAAAUUUCCGGUUGUACCAUAUUUCAUACUUAAUAUAAUACAAUCGCCCAAACCUCGAACUGCAACAUGCAAUGAACUGUUGAACCCUUACUGAACUUCUAUGAAGAACAGUUUACUGUAUAGUAACGCCAGCCUUACAAUGAUUGGUCCUUUCUGGACCUUUGAGUAGAACAGUUUACAACUGAUUGGGCUAUACAGUAAAGAUAACGUGAGUUGAACUUAGUUUGUUUAAGGUCCUAAAAAACUGGCGAAUUCCAUGUAAAAUUAUGAAAUAUUUUAUAUAAUUUCUCCCCCAGGAUGACGUCACCUUUACUGGUUCUAUGAGCGGGGAUGUGUAUGUUUGGCAACAUCAGCAAAUGAUCCGUUUGGUCCAGAAAGCUCACAAUGGUCCUGUGUUCACCCUAUUUACCACCCUAACUGACGGUCUUAUUGUCUCUGGGGGGAAGGAAAAAGGGUAAGGAUUUAAAAAAAAAGUUUAAAAAGUUACCAUACUGUAGAUCGUUAAAAACAAUAAGACACAAACCACUUCAUUUUAUUGUAUGGAAUACUAUUCAGGUAGUUCAGACGCAAACCACAGCAGCUUGUUGUAAAGUAUCUACACUGGACCACCACGUUUGAGAUAUUUUUUCAGGCAGUUCAGACACAAAUCACGACAGCUUGUUGUAGAAUACUACUGUACAUUCACUGACCCCCACGUUGAAGUAAGUAUUUUAUCGGUACAUUUUAGAAACUUAAAAGAUGGUGGCUCAGUUAAGUUGUGGGAUCAAGAAAUGAAACGAUGUCGUUCUUUCAAUCUUGGAAGUGGCUCAGCCGUUGAUGUCGUGAAGUCUGUCUGUAGACAAAAGGUACAGUCCUAAUGAAACCAGAAGACAUUUGAAAUUUCCGAUGUUCCCUAGAAAUUUUCACAAAUAAAUUUUGCUUCCCGUGAAGUAAACAUGUUUUCCAACAAAUUCAGAAUCCUAAAUGUGAUUUUUGUUGCAAAAAUGGUUUUCCCAAAUUGUAGUCCAUUUUGGUUUACCCAUGCACAGGGCAGCCGAGGAGGGGUGGGGGGGGGGCGGCAAAUUGCCCCGGGCCCUGAGGGGCCCUAGAGAUUUUUUGUUGGGCCCCAGUCAUUUUUUUGGGUGAAAUAUUUCCGCGCGAAGGGCAAGAUAGAUGUUUGUUUUUUUGGGCAAAGGACCGAAAUUUGGUAUGAAAAAUUGAGGUAAAGUCACUGGAAAGCGAUUACAACGUACUCGUUCGGAAAAUUUUUUGAAAUAGGGGCCCCUAAAAAAAAUUUUCCCCGUGCCCCCGCCAAGUUCUCGGCGGCCUUGUGCAUGUAUGUAAGUAAGUACUAAGUUAAUUAUCAACUUACUGAGAGCUAAGCUGAAUUGCGAAGGUCACAGCUCAACUAGAAAACCUCGGACCCGCGAACAGGCUGCGUAGGAGACUACAGCUCAACCUGAUAGCGUCGAAGUUUUUCUGUAAAGUCAGCCACCGUUUGACUCAUGUUUGAUCACGGAGCACAGCUACGGUGGAACGGUCAGUUAGGGCCUUGCCCCAACCCACUCUGUCAACAUGCCCUGUGUGGGAAAACCGAAGCACCCGGCGAAAACCCACGAGCGUUGACUAACUCUUCACAUAAGUGUCUUGAGUCCGCAGCGGAAUCGAACCCGCGAUCUAAGAGGUGAAUUGAAAGGCGUUUGCUCUGACAAUUGCGCUACCGAAGCCCCCUAACACCAAAUGCUUGUCGUAUUGUAUGAAAAUUUCAAACAUCAUUAUUUCAACAGGGAAAUAUUUUGGUUGGCACAAAGUCCGGGGAUAUUUACGACAUCACAGAAAAGUCGUCAUCUUCGCAGGUCGUCGUGAACAGUCACACAGAAGGAGAAAUCUGGGGUCUGUGUGCUCAUCCAGAAAAGGAUGUUUUUGUCACCGGCAGUGAUGACAAGACGGUCAGAUUAUGGGAUCUAACGAAGAAA